This is a messenger RNA of Zophobas morio, 693 nucleotides long. Its product is annotated as splicing regulatory glutamine/lysine-rich protein 1-like. The record is from RefSeq and is a predicted model, not a curated record. NCBI's taxonomy places the organism in Eukaryota, Metazoa, Arthropoda, Insecta, Coleoptera, Tenebrionidae. The transcript has 5 exons. Bases 1 to 693 code for a protein of 230 amino acids.
AUGAAAGACCAAAUCUGGGGAAUAUUGGUCAACAAACAACCCCAAAAACGUUAUCAUUUAGAUUCGAACGCCCAACAUCAUGGGCAUUGGAGAAGCAGACAGGAGCCAAAGGGGAGUCAGAAAGUCAGAAAGAAGCCAGAGGAAACGGGCGAGACAUCCAAGAACCAUAAUGGAGUCAAAGAGGAGCCAAAGUGGAGCCAGAUGUUUAAAGAAGAACCAGAGAAGAAAUCAAAAAGCAGGACAGAGAAGUUAGAAAAGAGUCAAAGAGCCAAAAAGGAGCCACAGAUACCCAGCGAGAAUCCUGAGAGCCAAAGAGAAAGCUAUAGUGAAACAGAUGUCAAAGAAGAGCCAGAGAGGUCUCAAAGAGGAGUGAGAGUGUCAGAGAAGAGUCAGAACCAGAGAGGAGCUAACAGGACUCGAAAAGUUAGGGAGAAGCCACAGGGACCCGAGGAGAAGGCUGAGAGUCAGAGAGAAGCCAGAGAAAACUCAGAGAGCCAGAGCGGAGCCAGGAGAGGAGUCACAGAGGAGGCAGAAAGCCAGAAAGGGAUCAGGGAGCCUGAGAGAUCCCAGAAAGGAGCCAGGGAGGUACCAGAGAGCCUAAGAGGUCCUAGAGAGGAGUUAGAAAGUCAGAGAAGAGUCAAAGCGAGCGCAUCUUACGAUGAGCGAAAGCGAGCUAUUCUCGAGGUUGCUUAA